Molecule: messenger RNA, 1789 nt
Organism: Suillus clintonianus
Lineage: Eukaryota; Fungi; Basidiomycota; Agaricomycetes; Boletales; Suillaceae
Product: Pkinase-domain-containing protein
Exons: 4
Coding region: 131-1675 (514 amino acids)
Biological process (GO): intracellular signal transduction; intracellular monoatomic cation homeostasis; protein phosphorylation
Molecular function (GO): ATP binding; protein serine/threonine kinase activity
Source: RefSeq, a predicted model, not a curated record
CUUCUCAUCCCCUUCAUCUGCGAUUGGUCUUAUACGAAUACUACUCGGUAUUAGGUCAGCAACGGAGACUAGCCUCUGGUAACCCCACGUUUAUUUCGCCAUUUAAACCGCACUGUCCUCUUUCACAUCAAUGCUGGUUCUUGACUCAGCAGACGCCGCCCAGAGCGAGGGUGAAGGCCCUGACGGCUCAGACAAGCCCCCACUUGAUGGCAGCACUCUCCACACUUACCCCCAUCCUAGCACUUUUGUCAACGGUACCACGUUCCACUCGAUUUCACGCAUGCAACCGCCCAAGGUGGUCAAGGGUGUCAUCGGCGGAACACCGCGCUCCGCAACGCCCUCUGUAAUGGAUUCACCCUCACCAUCGGAGAGCGAGAGCUGGAGCGCUCCUUCAACCCGUCCCCCGAGCCAGGCCGCAAGCCGGGCUCCUAGUUUGUCUGGUGGUGUGUCGGGCAAUAAACUAGCCGUGCCACAUACACCAAAGACUCCUCAGAAGGGCAAAUCUCAGCAAUCAGAGAAACCGCCCUCGACGCCUACUAGCCGGUCGAGGGCACCAUCAAAUGCUCAUUCAGACAGUGGGCAGAAAUUCACUCUCAAGGAUCUCAUCACUGCUUCCGCACCGAAACUCUCACGCAAGUCUUCCGCCCGUUCAACUAGUAGCAAGAAGUCAGAUUCUGACGUGGAUCGAAAAUCGGUUGGUGGUGAGAGCGCAGCCAGUCUGACGCAGAAGUACGGUGUUUGCCAAAAGGUUGCUAUUGGCAAGGGGGCCACUUCCGUCGUUCGCCUAGCCCAUAAAUGGGAUAGAAGUGAAGAGAAGCUGUAUGCUGUCAAGGAGUUCCGGAAAAGACGAAAGAAUGAAUCAGAAAAGGAGUACGUCAAGAAACUCACUGCAGAGUUUUGUAUUUCCUCCACGCUGCACCAUGUCAACAUCGUUGAGACAGUGGAUCUCGUUCAGGACGAGAACCAACAUUGGUGUGAGGUUAUGGAAUUUUGCCCUGGCGGGGAUCUCUACGCUGCGAUCAAGAAGGGUGGUAUGUCACCCAGUGAAGUCGAGUGCUGCUUCAAGCAGAUGCUUUUGGGCGUCUCAUAUCUCCACAGUCAAGGCGUCGCUCAUCGCGAUAUUAAACCAGAGAAUCUCUUUUUCGAUACUAAGGGGCAUCUGAAGAUCGGCGACUAUGGUGCAUCGACUGUGUACCGCCUGCCAUGGGAAGCGACAAUUCACAUGUCGACGGGGCUUUGCGGUAGUGAACCGUACAUUGCCCCAGAGCAAUUUUUAGGCAAACCAUACGACGCCCGUUUAGUUGACAUAUGGGCGUGCGGUAUCGUGUAUUACUGCCUGCACUUCCAGGAGAUGCCCUGGCGUGCUGCUCAAAUGUCGGACACGCUGUAUGCGGCGUAUGUUGCAGCCUGUGCAACUCAGCACAAGGACAAGGACAAGGACAAAGACAAAGACAAGGAUGUUAUUUUCCCACCGACUGUCAACAAUCUGAGCCCACGGGCGUGCCGCAGUUUAAUCCGGAGGAUGCUUGAACCUGACCCAAAACUGCGUUCUCCGAUCGAGGACGUCGUGGCGCAUUCAUGGGUGCAGGGUAUAGAAGUCUGUCAUGCUGUAGCAAAACCCACGCACGUACAUGUGCAUGCGAUGCAGCAAGCGCAUGCGCAGAUCAUGUCAUGAGGCGCGUUCUUGCGGAAUGCCGCGUGUGCCAACAUGUAUGUUGUAACCUAAUAUGAGCCCUCUUGGAACACAGCGCUGCCUGUAUUCUUGAAGCAUAAUACACAGAGAACAGUA